AUGGCUGAAGACCGGGAGGCGUUGCUUCGCAGGCACACGAAGGAGUCGAAGGACUUGGAGAACAGGAUCAGCUCCAUGAAAUUCGGAAUGAAGAAGACAACCAGGCGGCAGCUCAACGACAGAUGCAACUCAUUGCGUUCCGAACUCGCUGAAAGACAUACUGCUGAGUUGCGCCAUCUGGACGGGGAGGCGGAUGCUGAUGUGGAUGUCGUCACGCCCGAGAUGCUGUUGGCGCAGUUGGAUCUCGCUGGUGACGGUGCUGGUUCAGACAAACCGCAAACUGGCGACGUCAGUCCAGGGCUGGGGACGGGCAGGAAGAGGAGAAACAGACAGAAGGAGAAACUGGCAAGGAGGCAGGAGGAGAUAGAGCGGAUCAAGGCGGAAGCAAGGGCAGAGGCCGUCGAGGUUCCGGAUUACCAAGCACAGGAGAAAAGGCUCAUCGAUGGUUUCUUGCAACAGAACGGUUUCGUGGAGUCGGAGGUGAAACCAGACGGCCAUUGUCUAUUCGCAUCUGUUCUUGAUCAGUUGCGCGUUCUCGACCUGGUGGUCCCGGAGGUGAGUGCUUCCGUGCAACAACUGAGGUCCGUCGCUUGUCGCUACAUCCAAGCAAAUAAAGAUAAUUUUAUCCCGUUCAUGUUCGAUGAACGCACAGGCGAAUUGAAUGACAUAGAUGAGUACGUCAGGGAAAUGGAAAGCACCGCUAAAUGGGGCGGGGAAUUGGAACUGCUGGCUUUGUCGAAAUCGUUGAAUGUAACAAUAAACGUCCUCGUCAGCGACUUGUCCUCGAAUUCAACUAGAUUCCAGAAAUAUAACGAUGCGCAAGAUCCAGCAACGGACACUAGGGACAUUUAUAUAGUCUACUACAAAUACAACUACACGCUGGGUGAACAUUAUAACUCACUACAUAGCACUGUAUAG
This is a messenger RNA of Tetrapisispora phaffii CBS 4417, 918 nucleotides long. RefSeq names its product deubiquitinase OTU2 (gene OTU2). Gene Ontology annotation, biological process: protein deubiquitination. The record is from RefSeq and is a predicted model, not a curated record. The coding region runs from base 1 to 918 and encodes 305 amino acids. NCBI's taxonomy places the organism in Eukaryota, Fungi, Ascomycota, Saccharomycetes, Saccharomycetales, Saccharomycetaceae. Gene Ontology annotation, molecular function: cysteine-type deubiquitinase activity. The transcript has a single exon.